AUGCAAAUUACAUUGGAAAUACCUCAUAUUUUGGGGACCAAGAAAGAAGUUAUAUUGCUUGCAAUUGCUGGCUUGAUUUGGGUAGAAGCAAUUGAUGAAGGUGGUUUUGGUAAAUGUUACUAUCUAAAUGAUAAACAGAGUUCAACUGUUGCUGUUUACCAAAAUGGUCGUUAUUCAGUAUUCCCUAUAGAUGAUCCAAAAGUAAAUGAUAAAUUUAUUGUGAGCUUCUAUCAAAAUAAAGGGUGGACUUAUAGUACAGUUAUAAGUUUCAAAAAAGAGUUUGGAACUGUUCAAUUACCUGUAUCAACAGUUGAUAUUAUCACACCAUCAGGUCUUUACGAAAAAGAAGAGAUUAUGAAACUACCACCAUUAGGUAGAAGAUGUCAUAAAUUUCGUCAUGAUUUCCAAUUGAAAAUGUUCAAAUCCAAAAGUGAACAUUGUGAUUGUGAACAUUGUGAAUUAAAUGAUGAUGGUAUAAAUACCCCAAGAUUUAGAAGAAUUAGACAUAAAAGAGAUUAUAUGUUAGAUGCAUUUCUAAAUGAUAAAUUUUAUAAAGAGUUUUUGAGAAUAAUAGGCCAUAGAAAAACUUCUUCUAAAAGAGAAAUGUUGAAUGAUGAUGAUUCAGAUGAUGAAGAAAUUGAACUCAUACCAGAUCCUGAAGAUAUAUCGGUAACAGAGAAAGAGUCAAGAUAUAUAACUUUCAAAUCAAAUAUCGAAUACCCAGGUGAACCAUAUGGUGGUUAUAGCUCAUAUUUAUUUGGAUUAAAUAUGCAAUCACCAUUUGGAAGAACUCUAGCAUAA
Molecule: messenger RNA, 801 nt
Organism: Hansenula ciferrii
Lineage: Eukaryota; Fungi; Ascomycota; Saccharomycetes; Phaffomycetales; Wickerhamomycetaceae
Exons: 1
Coding region: 1-801 (266 amino acids)
Source: RefSeq, a predicted model, not a curated record